AUGAACAAGAUCCAGGCGGCUGGCACGGGCAGGGCCCUCGGACGAGUCCGCAAGGAUGUCACUGAGGAGCGGCGCAUCCCCAUCGAGGUUGAAGCAAUAAGGCUGGCUGCGAAGGACCUGGCAGCUGCACAGGAAAGGACUGCUGACCAUCGGAGUGCGAAGGCAGACGUGCGAAGGCACACGUGCUGGCAGCGCGGGAUGGGCGGAUGGGAGAUGCUGCCUGGUCGCUCUACCGACCGCCGACUUCAAUGCCGAGAACGACAGGUGGCAACGCCGCGAGCCGACAAGCUCACUCUCUCUCGCCGGCCUGGCACGGCCCGCAUCCAACACUCCCCUGACGCGCCUCCGCAAGGAGACGAUUCCAGUUGCUCCGCAUCCGUGCCCCGUGCGACCUCGGUGUUCGCACCGCGCCAGCCACGUGCGUGUCAGCAGCGGCGCAUGGCGUCAACAGCCACCUGUUUUUCCGCACUCCUUUUUCCGCCCACUCUGGUGUCCCGGUGUCGGUGCACGCAGGGAUGCCCUCAGUCGAGUCGGGUCACGGGGCCCCACGAUGGACAGCUCGAGAAGCGAGCAGGCGUGCGCGCGCAGGGCAGCGAAAGACUCCAGUGCCGUCCAGCGCCGUGCCUCGCCCCUGCUGCACACCACGGCGCCCUCUGGAGAGCCCGCGCCCGCGCCAGCACCCUCAGCUGCCGCUGCGGCAGCCUCGCGCACCAUGGCCGCUUCACGGUUGCCAGUGCCUGGAAGGCUCGAGAUGCGAGCAUACCGGGAGUCGCACAUGCAGCCCUGUGGUCGCCGAGUGGGUCUAGGUGGCCUCGAUGA
This is a messenger RNA of Symbiodinium natans, 819 nucleotides long. The record is from the annotation of a GenBank genome assembly. NCBI's taxonomy places the organism in Eukaryota, Dinophyceae, Suessiales, Symbiodiniaceae.